AUGUCAACUAAUCAUUACCAAUUUAACGUUGCUAUGACAUGCAGUGCAUGCAGUGGAGCAAUUGAAAGAGUCUUAAAUAAAUUGAAGCCAGAUGUCAGUAAGUUAGAUAUAUCUUUAGAAUCACAAACUGUUGACGUAUACACUACUUUGCCAUAUGAAACUAUCUUGGAAAAAAUCCAAAAGACUGGUAAGGAAGUGAAAUCUGGUAAGACGUUAUGA
Messenger RNA from Tetrapisispora phaffii CBS 4417, 219 nucleotides. It is a transcript of the gene ATX1, whose product is annotated as copper metallochaperone ATX1. Gene Ontology annotation, molecular function: metal ion binding; copper chaperone activity. The record is from RefSeq and is a predicted model, not a curated record. Lineage: Eukaryota; Fungi; Ascomycota; Saccharomycetes; Saccharomycetales; Saccharomycetaceae. Gene Ontology annotation, cellular component: cytosol. Bases 1 to 219 code for a protein of 72 amino acids. Gene Ontology annotation, biological process: copper ion transport. The transcript has a single exon.